GUUUUUUAAAAACCGGACAUCUCUUCUGUGAGGAUCUCGGCUGUGCUGGCAGGAUCCUCUCGCCUCUUUGGAAAGGAUGAGCUCAUGCAGCAGCAGGGCUCUCACUCUGCUCUCCACCGUGUUUGGGGCGUGCGGACUGCUGUUGGUUGGGGUUGCCGUGGCAACCGAUUAUUGGCUGCUAAUGGAGGAGGGCAUCGUGCUGCAGCAGAACCAAACCAUAGACGUCAAGAUGGCGCUGCACUCCGGCCUCUGGAGGGUGUGCUUUAUAGCAGGUUCAGAGAAAGGAAAAUGCGUGGCCUCUGAAUAUUUCACCGAGCCAGAGAUAGAGAUCACAACAGAAAACACGGCAAAUAUUCUUAAAAUGGUGCGGACAGCUACUCCUUUCCCCAUGGUGUCUUUGCUCUUUGUGUUCACUGCCUUCAUCCUUAGCAACGUGGGCCAUAUUCGCCCGCAGCGCACCAUCUUGGCAUUUGUUUCCGGAAUCUUCUUCAUCCUGUCAGGUCUGAGUCUGGUGGUGGGAUUAGUGCUCUAUAUCUCCAGUAUAAACGAUGAGGUGAUGAACCGGCCUAGAGAACCGGAGCACUUCUUUAACUAUCACUAUGGCUGGUCCUUUGCGUUUGCUGCCAGCUCGUUCCUCCUCAAAGAGGGUGCUGGUGUGAUGUCUGUGUAUCUCUUCAUGAAGCGGUACACUGAAGAGGAGAUGUAUCGGCCUCACCCAGCGCUCUACCGCCCUCGUCUGUCUGAAAGCAGCGAUUACAGCGGUCAAUUCCUGCAGCCUGAUGCUUGGCCACCUCACCAGCGUGCUCGCAGUGCCUCUGAGCUCUCCAGCGACGUGUCCAUUCAGCUAGCACAGUCCCAGCAGCCUCCAGCAAAACUCAUCGCUCAGCACAGCGUGUCAGCCCCCAGUGCCACCGCUGCCUCCAGCCCAGAGUCUGCAGCUGUGUUCCAGCUUCAGUCACCCUCACACUUCAGCCACAACCACCCUCUCCACCCCACAGAGUCCCAGCCCCUGCCCCUGUCCAUGCCACCACCUGCUGUGCCACCCCCUCAUUACCACGCACACAUGCGCAUGAGCGCCUCGCCAUGUUAGAGGGGUUUUCAUCCACCUGAAUUUUUACAAAUUUUGAAUUUAAGCAUAAAUGGAAACAAAAUACUGAUUCACAUUUUCUUUAGCUGAUUUUCUGAAAAUUUGCUUAACAUUUGCAAAACAAAGUGAGAUGAAAACAAAGAGAGAGAGCGAGAGAGAGAAAGAGAGCGAGAGAGAUUAUCCACAGAUUAUGUGUCAUGGUUUGAGAGAACAUCACAGGAGAAUUUUGUGACUAGUGUGCAAUAAGCUAGGUUAAGACAUAUAUCUUUAAAAAAAAUAAUAAUAAUAAGAUUUGAACGUUAUAAUGAAAUAGUAAACAGUUUCAUAACUGGGUGUUAUACAGGGAGAUUUAUUGCACAAGCAAUGUACACUGCAAAACAUUUCCAUUAUAACACACAUUGUUGUAUACUUAAAUAUGUAGUGCACAAAGACAAUAAAUAUUGCCUUCAGUUCUAUUAGUGAUAUUGAAAAUGUAUUCUUUUCAUCACUCUCUCUCUCUCAAACUAUCAGUAUUAGCGUUAUUAUCAUGAAGACAUAUUUAAGCUUACUUGUUGCCAGGGAAAAUAUGUAAAAUAGGUAUAUUAUUUCUACUUUGAAUAUGAGAUACUCCAGACUGAUGAUUUUUAUGAUGUAAAUAAUAUGUGUCAUUUUAACUGGUAUGGGAAAAUAUUACAAGAUGCACAGCUGAGAAGGGGAACUGUUAUAUGCAUUGAAAAUUAAAAGUGACUGGAAAAAAACCUUUGCUUAAAGUCCCAGUAAGGGCUUUUUGAGUAUUGGUUCUUUUGCUGGCUUUUCAAUUUAAAUAUGUUUUUUUUUCACCAAUUUUAUUGCAGCUUAGUAGUUGAAGCCAUCUUACAUUCAUAUUUGUCCCUUAAUAUAAGCAUCUCAUUCAAACUGCACUUUAGAUUAAAAUCCUACUUGGGACUUUAAGAGUAGGUUUAUACUGCAAGUGUGCUGUUGCUUAUC
Molecule: messenger RNA, 2053 nt
Organism: Tachysurus vachellii
Lineage: Eukaryota; Metazoa; Chordata; Actinopteri; Siluriformes; Bagridae
Gene: cacng7b
Product: calcium channel, voltage-dependent, gamma subunit 7b
Exons: 6
Coding region: 77-1090 (337 amino acids)
Biological process (GO): regulation of AMPA receptor activity; neurotransmitter receptor transport, postsynaptic endosome to lysosome; transmission of nerve impulse
Cellular component (GO): postsynaptic density membrane; AMPA glutamate receptor complex
Molecular function (GO): voltage-gated calcium channel activity; channel regulator activity
Source: RefSeq, a predicted model, not a curated record